Messenger RNA from Sodiomyces alkalinus F11, 2627 nucleotides. RefSeq lists its product as hypothetical. The coding region runs from base 158 to 2470 and encodes 770 amino acids. The record is from RefSeq and is a predicted model, not a curated record. NCBI's taxonomy places the organism in Eukaryota, Fungi, Ascomycota, Sordariomycetes, Glomerellales, Plectosphaerellaceae. The transcript is spliced from 4 exons.
CAGAACCGAUUGUACCCUGGAUACCGCCUCUGCUUACCUGGCCGCGACUUACCCAACCACGGCCACGCGGAUUUGACUUUGCUUUUCUCCUUCUUCCUUUUCCCUUUCCUUACUGUAACUCUGCCAUCCGAUAAGCCUACGAACAGAGCCGACAACCAUGUCUACGACAUUACAAGUGCCCGAUGGAGAUAUGAGUCUCGAUUUGUCUGCGCCUGUAGAUGGCCUCGAAAGUCACAUGGACGAUGGGUAUAUUGAUUACUCCGAAGAUGAGGCCCCAGAGUCCUCUCCGAUCAAGGCAGCCAGCAACAUCUCGAGCUUCGAUGCAAACCUUUCGGCUGGUGAUGCUCCCAACUUCGCGGAACAAGCACCUGGUGCCAUAUUCCAGUCAACCACCGUGAUCGCCACAUCCGAAUUUGAGGUUGCAGAUUCUACUGUUGAGCCCCCCAUGAAUGGCGAUGCUGUCUUAGCUGAGACUUCUGCCCUUGUCGAUGAUGCGUCUGUCCCAGCUCCAUCAGUCAUUGAACCAAAACGCGAACACUCUCAAGAACCGGUGAUAACAUGGGAUGAGGAGCAGUUGAAAAGUGUUGGUCCAGAGGAAGAGAUGAAUGUCGCGCAGAACUCCCACCCGGAUAACGAACAGAGCGAAAGCGAAGCGCCGAAACAGCCCAGCGCGGAUAGCGAGACUGUUGACGAUACCUACGAGGAUGAUGGCGCUGGACAUUUGUCCCCUAAUGAUUUAGUAGAUGAGGAAACCCAAGAUCCCGAGUCAGUUGCAGAUGCCUCGGCCACGGUCCUAUCUUCACAGCAAGGUGAUGAUAGUCAACAUGAGAUUGACUACGAAGAGGCCGCCCCUGAUCAUACUGAGUCUGAGAAGAAACAAGAACACGAUGAUGGCUUGGGCGAGGUCAACCAACUCGGCGAGGACCAUGGUAGUAUCCCAGACACAGGGGAUGACGGCGGCAUGCCAGUGGAAAAUGCAUCCGACUCUGAGGGCCGGGAAUAUGGCGAUGAAUCUAUGCAGGACUUCGAUGGAACCGGCGAUGGGCUGGAGAUCUAUCCCGCAGAGGAUCAAGACGACGAUGCUGACAUUCAGUAUGGCGAAUCUUCCACUGGGUCUCUCCACACGCCCGAGGACGGAGAAGUGGAUAUGCCCAUGAUCACGGUUUCGUGGCGUGGGGCCGACUACCCUUUGUUCUACCACUCCCCCGGUAGCGAGGGCAGAGAGUGCUUUUUUGAUGACCUGAGUUUGCUGCAAUGCAAAAUGGAGGAGCUGAUCGCCAGCUUUCGAAGAGAACUGGGCAACGAUUUAAGCGACGUCGACGAGCUCGUCUUCCAGGUCGACGAGCUCGGACUUGAAUUUGCCGAGACGUGCCGGCCUGAUGAGUUCUCGGAGAUUACGCUUGGUGGCAUCCUCCAGAUUUUCGACACCCUCGUGAAGAACAAAGACCCUGAAGCCUCCCGACCCAUGUACUGCUACCUGCUCACGCGGCCUCGAACAGCCAAGAGAUGGCAUGCCUUGAUCGAAGAUGCGUACCAAGGAAAGAACAUUGACGAGGUGUGCUGUUCUUUCCAACCUCAGGGUCACGACUCGGGGGAUGCGGAUAGCAGCGAUGAGGACCCUGGGAUGGCCCUCAUGCAGGUCGACGAUGAAAUUGGAGAUGAUGUCGAAGAUGAAGUGGAAGGCGAGGUGGAGGUUGUUGUUGAGGGCGUUGAGGAUGAAGCUGAACAACUCGAUGGAGAUGACGGUGAAGUUGACCCAAGCUAUACUCUGGAUCAUGGGCUGGAGCAAGAGUUCGAUGACGCGAGGAGUAGCAAAGGUGACGAAGUGGUUGACGAAGAUUUGGAGGCCGUGGGUGCUGCUGAAACUGGUGCUUCGGAACCCACGGACGAUGAUGUUCAUGCUGCGACUUCCAUGCCCGAUGAACUAGCAUCUUCCCAGGCGCCGGAGGCAAAUACUGCCGAAGGUCCAUUGGAUGAGAGCAGAGAGGUCGUUGAGCUGGCUUCGGCAUAUGACGUCUCUGAGACUGCACAUUUCCUCAACCCCACCGAUAUGCAGACGGAUGAUGUCGCCUAUGAUAGAGAGCAGCAAGUUGUAUCAGGCGAUGACGAAGACACCACGACCGUAGAAGCAGUGGCAGCAGGACUCGACAAUGAUGCUGCAAGUAGGGUAAGCCCGGUAUCUAGUGCUACCGCAACCCUGAACGGCGACGACGAGGAAGAUUUCGGGGCCGGUAUCGACCUGAACGCCGACCUAUCCCGCGACGACUUCCAUGAUCAUCCAUCGCCUUCCACGCGGGAGACUCGUCAUGAUGAGUUGGAAGAAAUCGACUGGCGAGAUUACCCCGGUCAAGGGGAUGACGAGGAGACACUCCAUGACACCGCGUCGGUAACCGGGAAGCGGCCUAGAUCGGAGGAGGACGACACGCUCGGCGAAGAGGACGAGCAAGAUGUCAAGCGUCAGCGGUCUUAAGCUUCAUCUUGCCGACACCCUUCUUUCGCCCAUUCCCUGACUAACCAUACUUACAUUGACCCAAGUCCGAACCCCAUUUUGUAGACCCCGACCAUUCGACAUUCGGCGUUUUUUCCGUCCCCCUGCGUCCUGAGGCAGCCGCUUGGUCGCCAGGGAA